GCUAACUUUUAUAAAUCCAGGCUACCUCGUGGCAUCCGUUCCACGCAACAGAACUCCAAGCCAUGUCGCCGCCAAGCGGGAGAGACUCCAAGGCGGCGGUGAAGCCCCUGCUGGUGACGAUCAAGGUGGUGAGCCAGGAGAAGGUGCUCCGGCACACCAUGAGCAGGACGGACAAGCUCCAGGUCCUCCUGGACGCGUGGUACCACAAGGUGCCCGACGUGACGUACGGCACCGGCGUCUUCCUGUUCGAGGGCGUACGGUUGCGCGGCAACAAGACCCCGGCGGACCUCGAGAUGGAGGACGGGGACAUGAUCGAUUUCUUCGAACACAUGGACGGCGGCUGGCAGUUCGUUGCUGGACCGAUGUCCGCGCACUAGGCAGAAUUGAUAAGAGGAAAAUUUCUAGAUCUUCUUAGGAGGAAAAUUUCUGAUUUGUUGAGCGGCUUACAUAAUGUACUUCAAACCUUAUUCGCCCGGUUAUUAUUAUGGUUCCUAUCUUCA
Molecule: messenger RNA, 500 nt
Organism: Triticum dicoccoides
Lineage: Eukaryota; Viridiplantae; Streptophyta; Magnoliopsida; Poales; Poaceae
Product: putative small ubiquitin-related modifier 7
Exons: 1
Coding region: 63-377 (104 amino acids)
Molecular function (GO): protein binding
Source: RefSeq, a predicted model, not a curated record